AUGAUGUCAAAGAAGAUGGAUGGACUACAGCUUGCAGUAGUGAGCACAACUAACCAACCACCAGUUGUGUGGAGACAAAAUGAAGAGAGCUAUGAAGAGCAGCAACCUGAACAAGUUCAACAUAUGCACCACCAAAGUUCUGGACCAAAUGAUUUCCAUGGGGAUACUUACAACUCCUCUUGGAGAAACCACCCCAAUCUGAGGUGGGGAGAGAACCAGAACUCAUGGCAAAGAAAUUCUAACCCAAGCAAUUCACGCAAUAUAAACCACCAAAACCAUCAACAUCAAGAAUUUGCCAAUAAGAAUCAAGAGACCUCACUAAGGAAUCUGGAGAGACAAAUUGGGCAAUUGUCCAAGCAGCCAGCUGAAAGACUAACCAAUGCAUUCCUAAGUGACAGCAUUUCCAACCCCAAGGAAGAAUGCAAAGCAAUUCAACUAAGGAGUGAAAGGGCACUAGAAAAUGACAAGGUUGACAGCAAGAAAGAAGUGGCAGCAGAAGAGAAGGACCAGGAGAAACUCAAAAAGAAGGAGGAAGAGCCACAAGCUUCAAGGAAGGGAAAGAAAGUCAUGAAAGAGCAACCACAAGAGCAGAGAAAGGAGGUGAAGCAUUAUACCCCUCCUCUGCCAUACCCUCAAAGGCUGCAGAGAGAGCUCAAAGACCAACAAUUUCCCAAGUUCCUAGAGAUUUUUAAGAAGCUAGAAAUCAACCUCCCCCUUGUUGAAGCAUUGGAACAAAUGCCAUUAUAUGCAAAAUUCCUCAAAGAAGUCAUCAACAAAAAGAGAAGCUCGAAAGAAAAAGAAACAGUAAUCCUAACUCAAGAGUGUAGUGCUGUAAUUCAGAAAGGCCUACCACCAAAACUCAAGGAUCUCAGGAGUUUCUUUUUACCAUGCACCAUUGGUAACAUAUCCAUUGAUAAGGCCUUGUGUGAUUUAGGUUCAAGUAUCAACUUGAUGCCUCUAUCUAUGAUGAGAAGGUUGUCUAUAGAAGAAGUGAAGCCUACAAGGAUGUCAUUGCAACUUGCUGAUAAGUCAAUAAUAAUUCCCAACGGAGUGGUAGAAAAUCUCCUAGUCAAGGUAGGGAAGUUCAUAUUUCCAGCAAAUUUUAUGAUUCUAGAUCUAGAUGAUGAAGGAAGUGACUCUAUCAUAUUGGGAAGACCUUUCCUAGCCAUAGCAAGAGCUAUCAUUGAUAUGGAGAAAGGAGAAAAGACCUUGAGGGCACACGAUGAGCAAAUAAUUCUAAAUGCCUUUAAGGAGAUGCAGCAUCCUGUUGAAAAGAAAGGUUGA
Arachis duranensis is the source of this 1284-nucleotide messenger RNA. RefSeq lists its product as uncharacterized. The record is from RefSeq and is a predicted model, not a curated record. The coding region runs from base 1 to 1284 and encodes 427 amino acids. The transcript is spliced from 2 exons. Lineage: Eukaryota; Viridiplantae; Streptophyta; Magnoliopsida; Fabales; Fabaceae.